This is a messenger RNA of Salvia splendens (bonfire salvia), 5886 nucleotides long. RefSeq lists its product as uncharacterized. Gene Ontology annotation, biological process: DNA integration. Gene Ontology annotation, molecular function: nucleic acid binding. The coding region runs from base 965 to 5704 and encodes 1579 amino acids. The transcript has 2 exons. Lineage: Eukaryota; Viridiplantae; Streptophyta; Magnoliopsida; Lamiales; Lamiaceae. The record is from RefSeq and is a predicted model, not a curated record.
AUCAAUUCCACCAUAGGGAGUUCUAGUAUCAUUUCUAUUAUGUGUAGCUUUGUUUUCCUUGUUUUUGCUUUUAUGUUAGCUUUGACUAUGAGUAGCUAAGCUUUUAGUAGGGAUUUGGUGAAGUUUGAAUGGAUUGUAUGGAUUGAAUCUAUGGUUGAAUGCGUAUCUAUCUCUUUUGUUGGUUUUGUUGAACCUUGGUCUUUUAAUAUCUAAUUGCUUAGCUACCAAUUAGAUAAAUCUUGUACCUAAUUGAUGUUAUUGAGAAAUACAAGAUUAGGAUAGAUGUGUAAUCAACAACUCCGUGCAUUAUAUGUAAUCGAGAGAUGCAUAAGCUAGAGAGAGGGCUUGGGUCCGUUGUGCUUUGGAGUCAAUCUCGAAUUGUAUGGACGAGACUCCUACACUAGAGAUUGACCCACGUGUUAGAUGCACCCGAGAGGGGGUCUAACCGAUUAUCCCGACUUUCCUAACCGCAUUUGAGGCCCAAUAGAUGAGCAUGACCCAUAGAUGAAAUCCUUGAUCCAUUCUAACGGAUCCAUUUCCCUAUACUUUCCCAAUUUGUGUGAAAACCUAUCUUUGUUUGUUUGUUUUUCUUAGUUAAUUGUCUUACUAGCUUAUUUGUUCUUUGAUCUUAGUUAAGAAAACCAAAAACCCCUUUUAUUAGUCUAGAUAGUGUUCAAAGUUACAUCAUAGUAUUCAAACCGGCUUUUAGUCUCCGUGGAUCGAUAAUUUAGCUUACCGCGUGCUACUUAACUCGUACACUUGCGGGUGACGCUUUUGAAUACUAAAUUAGCACGAGUCAAGUUUUUGGCGCCGUUGCCGGGGACUAAAUUUGCUUUUGUGUUUGAUAUUGUGAAAAGAUAGAGAAUACUAGUUUAGACAUUUUACUUGCUUUAAUUAUUUAGUUUAGUUUUCUAGUUUAGCUCUAUUUUGACUUUGUUUCCUCUCUUGUGUUGUGUAGGUUUUUAUGCUCACGCGCUCAAGUCGUUUACCCCUUGAGCCGAUUAAUUUAGAGAUAGAAGCCGCCAAUAGAAGAAGAGGAGGACGAAGGAGAAGAGCAAGAGCUCAACAUCAAGUUGAGCCAAUGGAAAAUCCACAUGGGAACAAUGAGGGAAUUCCCCCUCCACCUCCACCUCCAUUAAAUCAAGACCAAAUCAUUCUCCAACUACAACAAGAAAUGGCGGAGAUGAGAAGGGAAAGAGAGGAGGAAAGGAGGCGAGAGGCUCCGGUUAGAGACGCAUUUGGGAACGUCAAUAUCCCACAUCCACCCUAUGAUACAAGGGUGAAUGCCAACAAUUUUGAGUUGAAGACAGGAUUGAUUCAAUUUGUGGAGCAACGUGUUUUCUCGGGAAGGCCCACGGAGGAUCCUAAUAGGCACUUAUCUAAAUUCUUAGAGAUUGCCAAUACAACUAAGCUUAAUGGGGUUCCCGACGAUACAAUCAAGCUUAGGCUAUUUCCAUUCUCAUUGUCGGGAUAUGCUAGAGAUUGGUUUGAUAACCUUGAGCCGGGCUCGGUUACAAGUUGGGACGACUUAGCCCAAAAGUUUUUGGAUCGAUUCUUCCCUCUAAGCUCCACUCUCAACCUCCAAGCAGAGAUCUCCCACUUUAAAAUGAAGGGCCAAGAGUCUAUGUUCGAGGCUUGGGAGAGAUUCAACGCCUUGCUAAAGAAAUGUCCCAACCAUGGGUUAUCUCCGGGCCAUCAAGUGAGCCUCUUCUACAAUGGAUGCUCGGAGUUUAUCAAGAGUCAAUUAGACUUUGGUUCGGGGGGUUCAUUCUUGGACAAGGGGGUCGAGGAGUGCAAGAAGAUGCUUCAAAGGCUUGCCUAUACUAGCAAGGGUUGGAGCUCGGGCCGAGAUAGUUCAAUGCCGGUGGCUUCGGUUGUGGAUUCGGAUGCAUUCAAUCUUCUCAACCAACAAAUGAUGUUGUUGAAUCAAAAGGUGGAUGGCCUUAGUUUGGGAGUGGCACCUAUGGGAGAGCCUUUACAUACCGUGGAAGAUGUCAAUUAUGUGCAUCAAGGAGGGAAUCAAAGGAACCUCUACAACUAUCGCCCUAACAAUGGGGGUGGUAAUUACCAAGGCUAUCGCUCACCCUUCAAUGCACAUCCAAACCUUUCUUAUGGCAAUCCAAACAAUGCUAUCCAACCACCUCCACCACCUCGUUUCCCUACACCUAGUGGGUCGACAAGUGGGGCCGCUAAUGUGCCCACCAAUUCUAAACCUUCAAGUGAUGAUGUCACCCAUGAGCUUCUAAAAGCUCUAAUGGAGAAGACCGAUGGAAUCAUGACACAAUCUACUAAGAGAAUUGAUAAGGUUGAGACGGCGGUAGUGGAGGUCACCACGAGAAUGGGGGCUUUGGAGCAUCAAAUGAGUCAAAUUGCCCAAGCCGUGGGCCAACUUCAUCAACCGGGGCAAUUCCCAAGCAACACCAUUCCUAACCCAAAGGAUUGCAAGGCUAUCAAUUUGAGGAGUGGAACAAGCUAUAAGAGCCCCCCUAUGCCCGAAAAGGAAGCUAUUGUGCAACCCGAAGAAGAAGAGACAAUAGAAGUGGAGGCAUCAACGAAGAGCCCACCAAAAGAUCAAGCCGAGACAAUAGUUCCUCCUAAGCCCACGGAAGUUAAACUUCCUUUCCCUCAAAUGAUGCAAAAGAAAAAGAAGGAUGAACAAUUUUUAAGAUUUUUGGAUAUCUUUAGGAAAGUUCAAAUUAACAUCCCUCUUGUUGAAGCACUUCAACAAAUGCCAAGUUAUGCAAAGUUCCUCAAGGAUGUGGUAUCACAAAAAAGGAAAUGGGGGCACUAUGAGACGGUCAACUUGACGGAGAGUUGCAGUGCAAUUAUUCAAAGGAAGUUGCCGGCCAAAAUGCAAGAUCCGGGAAGCUUCACUAUUGAGUGCACUAUUGGAAAUUGCUUUGUGGGGAAUGCCUUGUGCGAUCUAGGGGCUAGCAUUAAUCUUAUGCCAUUGUCCUUCUUCAACAAGUUGAAUAUUGGUAAAUUGAGAUCGACUAGCAUUACUUUGCAAAUGGCGGAUAGAUCGGUGGCAUAUCCCUCGGGCAUAGCAGAAGAUAUAUUGGUGAGGGUGAAUGAGUUCAUAUUCCCCGUUGACUUCGUGGUGUUGGACAUGGAAGAGGAUAGAAUUGUACCUCUUAUUUUGGGAAGACUGUUCCUUGCCACCGGGAAGGCCAUGAUCGAUGUUUCAAAAGGGGAACUUACACUUCGCCUCAAUGAUGAGAGCGUGACAUUUUCGAUAUAUGAGGCCUUAAAGAGGCAUGAUGUGGAACCGGGAGGAAGCCUACAACAUUGCAAUGUUGUGACCGUGAUGGAUGAGUGUGUUGGAGGAGUGGCACCGGCCUCUUACUUGGAUGAUCAAUUAGAGAGAUGCAUUUCUCAUUCCAUGUAUUCUUCUCAUUCUUUUGAUAUUUUGGAUGCUAACCCCGAGUUGUUGGAAUUUGUAGGUGCUUUGGACUCGGCUAAAGAAAUCCCUAGAUCACUUCGUCCACAAUUUCUACCUCUUAGGAGUGGAAGUGAAGAUAGCAAUAAAGAUGGGGAAAACAAGAAGCUUGAGUUGAAGCCACUUCCACUACACUUGCGAUAUGCCUUUCUUGGAGGGAAUGACACUUUUCCGAGAUGUGAGGAGACCAAUCUAGUACUCAAUUGGGAGAAAUGUCAUUUUAUGGUCCGUGAUGGGAUCGUGUUGGGACACAAAAUUUCAGCCGGAGGACUUGAAGUGGAUAGAGCCAAGAUAGUUGCCAUUGAGCAAUUGCCACAUCCUUGUAGUGAGAAGGCCGUGAGGAGCUUCCUAGGCCAUGCGGGGUUCUAUAGGCGUUUCAUCAAAGAUUUUUCACAUAUUGCUAGACCCCUUUGCCAUUUACUAGCUAAAGAUGUAAAAUUUGAUUUCACUCUUGAAUGUGCGCAGGCAUUUGAGAAGCUCAAGGCGGCGUUGGUGAGUGCCCCAAUCUUGAUCUCCCCCGAUUGGUCUCAACCUUUCGAGAUCAUGUGUGAUGCAAGUGAUGUGGCGGUAGGCUCGGCUUUGGGACAAAAGAGAGACAAGAUAUUCCGGGUGAUAUAUUAUGCUAGUAGGACAUUGGAUUCGGCUCAAGCUAACUACACCACUACCGAGAAGGAAAUGCUUGCGGUGGUCUACUCUUUUGACAAGUUCCGCCCUUACCUUAUUGGGGCCAAAACUAUUGUCUUUACUGACCAUGCCGCCAUCCGCCAUCUAUUUGUUAAGCAAGAUGCAAAACCAAGGCUUAUAAGGUGGAUCUUGCUCCUUCAAGAAUUUGAUUUGGAAAUCCGAGAUAGAAAAGGGUGUGAGAAUGUGGUGGCGGAUCAUCUUUCAAGAUUGGAGCAUGCUAGUGAAGAGGAAAAAUUGAAGUUGGUCAUCAAUGAAGAAUUCCCGGAUGAGCAUUUGUUUUAUGUGGCCAAGGGUCAAGUGGCAUGGUAUGCCAAUAUUGUGAACUAUCUUGUUGCUAAGGUGAUUCCCGAAGGACUUGAGGACUAUCAAAAGAAGAAGUUCUUCCACGACGUGAAGUUCUAUUUUUGGGACGAGCCUUGUCUUUUUAGAAGAUGUGCCGACAUGGUGAUUAGAAGAUGUGUCCCUCAAGAGGAGUGGGAGUCCGUUAUUAUGCAUUGCCACACCGCACCUAGUGGGGGGCAUUUUGGAGCUAACCGGACUGCUAUGAAAGUGCUCCAAAGUGGUCUAUUUUGGCCAACCAUCACCAAAGACUGCCAGGACUACGUGAGAAGAUGCAACGAGUGCCAGAGAAUGGGGGGUGUUUCUAAGAAGAAGGAGAUGCCAUUGACGACAAUUGUUGAAGUCGAGUUGUUUGAUGUGUGGGGCAUUGACUUCAUGGGGCCCUUUCCUCCAUCUAGUGGGUUCCAAUACAUUCUACUAGCCGUUGACUAUGUAUCAAGGUGGGUGGAAGCCAUUCCUACCCAAACUAAUGAUUCAAAGGUGGUGAUUAAAUUCGUUCAAAAGAACAUAUUCACGCGAUUCGGCGCACCUCGGGCUAUCAUAAGUGAUGGAGGGUCUCAUUUUCGCAAUAGGUGGCUAGAGGCGGUCUUAGCAAGGCAUGGAGUGAAGCAUCGGGUGACAACUCCUUAUCAUCCACAAGCUAAUGGUCAAACCGAGUUGGCCAAUAGAGAGAUCAAACAAAUAUUGCAAAAGAGUGUCAAUGCUAACCGUAGAGAUUGGGCUCUCAAGCUUGACGAUGCUCUAUGGGCGUAUAGGACGGCUUACAAGACGCCAAUCGGGAUGUCACCUUAUCAAUUGGUCUUUGGGAAAUCAUGCCAUCUCCCGGUUGAAUUGAAGCACUCAUCAUAUUGGGCGGUAAGGCAAAUGAACAUGGACUUCACCAAGGCCGGCAAGGAAAGGAAGCUUCACCUCAAUUUACUUGAUGAAUUUAGGAAUGAAGCUUAUGCUAAUUCCUCAAUCUACAAGGAGAGGAUGAAGACGUAUCACGACAAGAUGAUUGAGAGGCGUGAAUUCCACAAGGGGGAUGCCGUGUUGCUUUUCAACCACAAGUUGAGACUCUUUCCGGGCAAGCUAAAAUCUAAGUGGUCGGGACCCUUCACUAUCAAGGAGGUCAUGAGCAAUGGCACAAUGGAGCUCAAAGGACCCGAUGGAAGCACGUUCAAGGCAAAUGGUCAAAAUCUCAAGAGGUUCUUUACCAAGGAGCAACAAGACGAAGUCUUUGUGGUUGCCUUGAUUGAGUAGUGGAGCUUGCAAAGCGUCGGGCAAAUGACGUUAAACAAUUGCGCUAUGGGGGAGGCAACCCCUAGUAGGUAAAAUUUAUAGCUUUUGUGUUUUUGGUGUGUUUUUAUUUUGUUCUUGUUUUUGGUGUGUUUUGUGUGUUUUAAGUGGAACAGGAGAUAGGCUUUGAUGGGUGAAAAGCGGAC